AUGGGAAUUGACAUUAACCAUAAAUACGACCGUAAGGUUAGGAGAACAGAGCCCAAGAGCCAAGAUGUAUAUUUACGACUUUUGGUUAAACUUUACCGUUAUUUAGCUCGUCGUACGGGAGCCAAAUUCAAUAAAAUCAUUCUGAAAAGAUUGUUUAUGAGCAGCAUUUACAGACCACCGAUGUCCCUGUCUCGAGUAGUCCGUUUGAUGAAGAAGCCCGGUCGCGAUGGUCUCACCGCAGUCAUUGUAGGAACCGUAACUGACGACUCUAGAAUUUUUGAAAUUCCCAAACUUUCUGUAUGUGCCCUUCGUGUAACGCAGACUGCUAGAGCUAGAAUUUUGAAAGCAGGUGGUGAAGUAAUCACUUUUGACCAGUUGGCGCUCAAGGCCCCCACCGGCUCUAAGACGGUCCUUUUGCAAGGACGACGCAAUGCCCGCGAGGCCGUGAAACACUUUGGACCUGCUCCUGGUGUUCCACACAGUCACACUAAACCGCUGGUACGUUCCAAGGGACGUAAAUACGAAAGAGCACGAGGUAGAAGGCGUUCAUGCGGUUACAAAAAAUAGACUUAAGUUGAUCUUUUUUGUUACAACUGUAUUCCUGUUUAAUUUUGAUUAAUAAAUAUGAAUACCAGUAUAAUUGGAAUUUAUGUUGUAUUAUUAUAAGAGAUAAUAUGUACAAUAAAAUUUUGACUAAAAAAAUAUGACUUAAUGUAGUG
Psylliodes chrysocephalus is the source of this 719-nucleotide messenger RNA. NCBI's taxonomy places the organism in Eukaryota, Metazoa, Arthropoda, Insecta, Coleoptera, Chrysomelidae. The record is from the annotation of a GenBank genome assembly.